Messenger RNA from Capra hircus (goat), 2043 nucleotides. It is a transcript of the gene CALY, whose product is annotated as calcyon neuron specific vesicular protein. Bases 286 to 963 code for a protein of 225 amino acids. The transcript is spliced from 6 exons. The record is from RefSeq and is a predicted model, not a curated record. Gene Ontology annotation, molecular function: clathrin light chain binding. Lineage: Eukaryota; Metazoa; Chordata; Mammalia; Artiodactyla; Bovidae. Gene Ontology annotation, biological process: G protein-coupled dopamine receptor signaling pathway; endosomal transport; clathrin coat assembly. Gene Ontology annotation, cellular component: membrane; endosome.
CUUAUCAAAUACAUUUUCAGCUACUAUUGAAAUUGACCAGAUGAAUUUUCUUUUUUAUUCUGUUCAUGUGGUAAAACUAUUGAUUGCUUUUCAGAUGCUAAAUUCCAAACUAUACCCAGGCUUUGUCUGUCUUGCUCGAUCCCCUGUGCUUGCCUUUUAUCUGGGACCUUGUCACUGGCGUUGGUGGGUGGCACAGCUUUCAGCCUCCUCUCUCGCGCGUCCUUGCCAAACGCUGAGAUCAAGGCUGUUGGCCUCACAAGCUGGGGACAAGGAGUGCCGUCCACCAUGGUGAAGCUGAACUGCAGCUUCUCUGGGAAGACAGGCUCUGGGGACGGGGGUACCAUGGACAGUGUCCCUCUGAUCAGUCCCCUGGACGUCAGCCAGCUCCAGCCGUCGUUCGCUGACCAGGUGGUCAUUAAGACGCAGACGGAAUACCAGCUGUCCUCCGGGGACCCAUCGACAAAGUUCUCCGACCUGGAGGGCCAGAAGCUGAGCGGGGGCCCAGAGGACAUGCACAGCAGGAUGCCCACGGGCCGGAUGAUCGCCUUCACCAUGGCGCUCAUGGGCUGCCUCCUGAUCAUGUACAAGGCCAUCUGGUACGACCAGUUCAGCUGCCCGGAUGGCUUCCUGCUUCGGCACAAGAUCUGCACCCCGCUGACCCUGGAGAUGUACUACACCGAGCUGGACCCCGAGCACCACCGCAGCCUCCUGGCGGCCAUCGGCGCCUACCCGGUGGGCCGCAAGCACGGCACGGAGACCCCCUGGCUGUCCGCGAGCUACCACGCCUUCAAGGAGGGGCCCAGGAAGGCGUCCAGGGCGCAAGCCCGCGCGGCGGCCGCGGCGGCGGUCACCGAGCCCUCCAGGAAGCCCCCCGGGAAGCCCCCCGGGGACGCCUCGCUGCAGGGAGAGAAGGAGGCGGCGCAGAAGGUGGCGGGGAGCACGCCGCCCCCAGCCCCCCAGUGAGGGCCUCUGAGUCGCAGCUGCUCCGCCGCCUGUGGCCGCCCUCGCCCGAAGCCGCCCCCGCUGUGGUCGCUGUGGUCGCUGUGGUCGCGCCCCUGCUCCCAGGCCCCUCCUUGUAGCCGCCCCUCCUGCCCCGCGUGAGCCGCUAGCUCUGUCGCUUUUCUCUGAGUAAAGAUUCCACCUGGUUUCCCCUGAGCAUCCUCCGUCCUCGGCCUUUUUCCUGCCGCCCCCCGCCCCCGAUUCGGGCGCGCUCCCGCUUCGUGCCCCGCACCCCGUUUGGGCGCCCUCCUGCCUCGUGUCCCCUUUACCCCGGGUUUUCUUUAGGAAGAAAGCUUUAAAGCUCAGCUUAAAAACGGCUACUAACCUAGCAACCUUCGUAUAUGCCCUCACUUAUUCCUUAGUAUUUCAUUGUCACUGUUCAGUCGCUAAGGUGUGUCCGACUAUGACCCCGAGAACUGCAGCCCGGCAGGCUUCCCUGUCCAUCACCGUCUCCUAGAGCUGGCUCAAAUUCAUGUCCAUUGAGUCGGUGAUGCCAUCCAACCGUCUCAUCUUCUGUCCUCCCCUUCUCCUCCUGCCUUCGAUCUUUCCCAGCAUCAGGGUCUUUUCCAGUGAGUCGGCUCUUCGUUCGAAUCAGGAAGCCAAAGUUUUGGAGUUUCAGCUUCAACAUCAGUCCUUCCAGUGAAUAUUCAGGACUGAUUUCCUGUAGGAUAGACUGGUUGGAUCUCCUUGCAGUCCAAGGGACUCAAGAGUCUUCUCCAACACCACAGUUCAAGAACAUUAAUUCUUUGGCGUUCAGCCUUCCUUAUAGUCUUAUCUGUUUAGUAUAUUUAAUCCCUCUGAACUUUUUAAGACAUCUCCCCAAAGAGACAAACUUCGUUAAUUAGAUUUCCUAAGGAUUUCAAACCCCAGGAAUCUUCGGAACGUUUUAACAGCCUGCUUCUCAGGACACCGCUUAUCACCACAAGGUCAGAGUCAGAUCUUAAACUGAAAUUCCCUCACCUCCUAGAAUUAAAACCCAAGGGUGUUGAGAUGAAAUUUAAACCAUUUCAAAUUAAAACAGUUCACCGGUGCUGUUCAUCCUCA